UUGUUAAGGUUAGGAGACGUUAAGGAAAAAAAGGGCAAACUAGCUCUAGAAUAUUAUGAAAUUUUUAAUACGCGUUUUUGGGAUGCUCCAAAUGAGCACAAUGUUGAAUCUGAAACAAAUAUACAAGAAAGAAGUGAAAAACUUCGGAAGAAAAAUAUG
Molecule: messenger RNA, 159 nt
Organism: Funneliformis mosseae
Lineage: Eukaryota; Fungi; Glomeromycota; Glomeromycetes; Glomerales; Glomeraceae
Source: the annotation of a GenBank genome assembly